ACUAGCAUCAGGCUAACGCGGAAAGGCGCCAAUGAGCAGCAAUGGCGUCUGUUUGCUCCUCGGAGCAACAGGCGUCGGGAAAACCCUCUUGCUAAAACGUCUCCAAAAGCUCAGUUUGCAUGGAGAUUAUGCCUCGGAUGCCCUGCCACAUACUCUGCCAACGUGCUGUUCCCAUUUGGACGUCAUGAGACCAAGACAACACCUAAAUUGUUGAUCAACAAAUCCUGGACAUCACAAGACUUCCAACAGGAUAUUCUCACAAGGACGUGGGGACUGAGCUUAGGUGGCACAGAGUUUCGUCAUCAGCAGGUAGGAACCAAUCUGACGGACUUGACCCUAAAGAGAAAUAAGUUGACAGUGCGGGAGCUUGGAGGCUGCAUGGGCCCAAUAUGGCACAGUUACUACAAUGAUUGCUGCUCUGUAAUAUUUGUCGUAGACUCGGCCAACAUUUGUCAGACGUCGUCUUCAUGCAUCCAGCUGUUGUCUGUGCUUUCAGCUGAGCAGCUGCACAAUGCAUCGGUGCUGAUCCUCUUCAACAAGAGGGAUAUGCCUUGCACUAUGAGUCUGGUGGAGAUCCAGUCUCUUUUCCGGUUGGAUGACAUCCUUGCAUCGGCUCCUCAGACAGUCACAACACUGGAGGUCAGUGCUCGCUCUGGAAUGGGACUCCAGGAGGUGUUGGCCUGGCUGGAAUCAGUCACCUUAAAGUGAUGGAAGGAAAAAGGAUGCCGCAGCACAGUGAAUGGCCAUAAGUGACAUUUUAUUUAGACUUAAAGGAAAAGUCAACUCAGUAGAGCCAUGGGAAGAUAGAAAGAUGGCACUUCAGUUAAGUAAGUAGCUGGAUUAAAUAUGCAAAAAUGUCAAUGUAUUCACCAGUGGAUUGCAGGACUGUGUAACCACUGAUGCUUGUUGACUAUGAACCUACAGGGGGUGUAGUGUGAACAGCAAGUACAGAGAGCAGUUCAGUUUUAUACUCAUUUAGUGCUCUCAUUGCACUCUUGUUUACAAACAAAACUAUUUUUAAUAUCUAUCGUAACUCCUGAAGCACUCGACCCUCCCAAAUUAUAUAUUUUCUAUCACCUAAAUCCAGUUGUUAUCCAACAGAUGCUUUGCCAACAGAAAGUUAAUGAUUUCACAGAGCAAGUCCAGAGUCCAGACUGAUGUGUGACAACACAAACAGCUGAGUGGGCAGGGGGAUUGUUGACUACACAAAAGCAGUUGGAGAUAAUGGCAAAAGUGCAACAACUACAACUUCUAUGUAUUUAGUCAAGGUAGCCAAUUAGCAAUAGCCUAGAAAGGACUUUGAUGUGAUAUUAGUUGCAUGAUCUCUAUCCUGUUGAGAAAAGCAGCAUGCAUCAGUGUAAAGGUUAGCAUGUUAUGACACAGGAUAUAUUACAAAUUAAAGAGCGUUGCAGUUCAAUCUGACAUUUUAAGCCAAGUUGUAUUUUUCCCACAGUGUUCUCUCCAGUUGAAGUGGUCAUCAUAGGAAAGGGUUCUGAUUGUUCGGUGCAGCCUUGUCCAGGGUGCUGCCAGUAGAGAAGGGCAACAAAGGCUCAGGUAGAUCCAAGGCGGUCUGGGUGGGAUGAGUGUAAGACGAUGGGAGGUUGACGGGCUGGUGGUUGAUAGGCAGAGGUAGGGAGGCGCUGUACGGAAGAGACCCCUCUAGCGUGGCCGAGCCCAUUUGAUUCAGAGUUAGCCUGGUCUGGUCUACUUGGAAUGGAUUGCUGGUUGCGGGAGGGA
This is a messenger RNA of Nerophis ophidion (straightnose pipefish), 1737 nucleotides long. It is a transcript of the gene arl16, whose product is annotated as ADP-ribosylation factor-like 16. Gene Ontology annotation, molecular function: GTP binding; GTPase activity. The transcript has 6 exons. The record is from RefSeq and is a predicted model, not a curated record. Lineage: Eukaryota; Metazoa; Chordata; Actinopteri; Syngnathiformes; Syngnathidae. The coding region runs from base 379 to 708 and encodes 109 amino acids.